Molecule: messenger RNA, 6091 nt
Organism: Cataglyphis hispanica
Lineage: Eukaryota; Metazoa; Arthropoda; Insecta; Hymenoptera; Formicidae
Gene: sim
Product: single-minded homolog 2
Exons: 12
Coding region: 1092-3374 (760 amino acids)
Biological process (GO): regulation of transcription by RNA polymerase II
Cellular component (GO): nucleus; cytoplasm; transcription regulator complex
Molecular function (GO): protein dimerization activity; DNA-binding transcription factor activity, RNA polymerase II-specific; RNA polymerase II transcription regulatory region sequence-specific DNA binding
Source: RefSeq, a predicted model, not a curated record
UGUCACCGGUGCUCGUCAUUUAAACGGGUACCGCCCUGGGUGUGAGAAACUCGUGCUACUCCCCGUACGCGUAAAUCCCACAUGACUAAAAAGAAGCCGAUAGUGGGGGGAUACGCGAUGUCGGGAUGUCGAGGACGCAAGACCGAAGUUUAGUUUUGCUUAAGACAACUUUAAGUUACAUCGUUCUUGUGACGCCCGACCCGGUCCUUUCGCGACAGUCAGGGAUGAUUCUGAUUCUGAGUCGGUUUCGAAAAAAUUUUCGCGUCUACAAGUGACCAUGCGUUACGCCAUGCAUAAUCGAUGUUUUGGAUCUAUGUAAAAUGUCUUCAGCACAUAUAAUCCCCAACGUCAUGAAACAUCCCUUUGUAAGGGGAUUAUGCCUUAGUAUUCUAUAGGAUUCCAUAUACGAUUAUUCAAAAAGAACAUACUGCAAACAUAUGGCAACUCAUUCUCUCGAAAAUCGAGAAAACUUAUACACAUCAGUGUUCGCACGUGCGUGUAUAUACCGUCGAGCCCCUGGUCGAGCUGACCCACUGUGAAGGGUGGAGCUUAAAAUAAGGGUGGUACCUCUCUCUCAGCUUACCUACUCCAUUGGGAAACAGCCUUGAGCGAGGAACAAAGCUGCAGCUUAGAAGCAAUAAUUUGCUUUAAAACAGUCAUGCAGUCUAGUCGAGAUUUUAAAGCGAGGAACGUCACCCAGUCUCUCUCUCUUGUUGACGUGGUCGAGCAAUGUUCGAAACGGAUUAAUAUAUUGUAUAUAUGUAUAUAUAAAUAUAUACAUAUAUAAAUAUAUUGUAAAAUUUAUAUAUCAUAAAAUACACGUAAAUAAAAUAUUACAAAAUCUGUUUUUGCAGAAGUUUCUUUGUGAAAAUACCAGAUAUUGAUCGAUAUCUUCAAUCACUAACACGUGUGCAAAUUGAUGCGCUGAGUAUCAAGAUCAGGUGGUGAAGUUACUAUAGCAGUUUCUUAAUAUACACGUGCUUAAAAUUGAUGAUUAAGUAGUUUUAAUAUCGUCGGGAAUACGUGCAAAAUAUUGUGAAUCUACAUAGUGUCGGAGUUUAAAUAGUCGCAAUAAGAAGAAUGUAUGCAGCAUGGCACCAAUGGAAAAUCAUGGGCGCGGAUCGACUAUCUCAAGAAGCGAUCCUCAUAUCAGAAACAAGCAAAGGAAUAAAGAAGGCAGCAGCCCUUCCUCAGAUACACUGGAUCUGAGUUCGCAUCGUCCACACUGUCCUCAUCACGAUAAUAAUAAUUCGAUCAGUAGCUUCGUCACAUCCGGACAUCCGCAGGAAAUCGUGAUGAAAGAGAAAAGCAAGAACGCUGCGCGAUCGCGCCGCGUUAAAGAAAAUCAGGAAUUUUUGGAGCUAGCGAAGCUACUGCCUCUCCCAGCCGCCAUAACGACACAAUUGGAUAAGGCCAGCAUCAUCAGACUCACCACCAGUUAUCUCAAAAUGAGAGCUGUUUUCCCUCAUGGUCUCGGAGACGAAUGGGGUGCUGCACCACCGCCCAACAAUCCCUUGGAGGCAGCGAUCAAGGAACUGGGCUCUCAUCUUUUACAAACACUGGAUGGGUUUAUAUUCGUCGUGGCGCCUGACGGGAAAAUUAUGUACAUUAGCGAGACGGCUAGCGUGCAUUUAGGUUUGUCCCAGGUGGAAUUAACAGGGAAUAGUAUAUUCGAAUAUAUUUAUCCGGACGAUCGUAACGAGAUGAUUUCCGUGCUGAAUCUUCCCCAAAGCCCAGCGGAUCUCGCGGGUUUCACAUUCCCGCCGCCGAAUUCGCGAGGCGAGAUCGAGCUGGAACGUGCCUUUCUUCUCAGAAUGAAAUGCAUUCUGGCAAAAAGAAACGCGGGUCUUGUCACGGAAGGAUACAAGGUCAUACAUUGUUCCGGUUAUUUAAAAUGCAUCGUGGAGUUACCCAUUGGGUCUGAAUAUGAGGACGGUAUUAGUCGUUGCGUCCGUAAUGUCGGCCUAUUGGCGGUCGGCCAUUCGCUGCCGACGAGUUCCAUAACCGAAAUUAAAUUGCACCACAACAUGUUCAUGUUCCGGGCAUCACUCGACCUGAAGCUCAUAUUUCUCGAUGCACGGGUAGCCCAAUUAACAGGAUACGACCCGCCGGAUCUUAUCGAGAAGACGUUGUACCACUACGUACACGGUUGCGACGUUUUACAACUGCAACAUGCUCAUCGUGUUUUAUUGCGCAAAGGUCAAGUGACAACAAGAUACUACAGAUUUCUGACCAAAACUGGUGGCUGGGUAUGGAUGCAGUCAUACGUGACCAUUGUGCACAAUUCAAGAAGCUCGAGGCCGCACUGUAUCGUCUCUGUAAAUUAUGUGUUGACGGCCACCGAAAGUACCGGUCUUAUCCUGAAUUGCGAACAAAAGUCUUCGUGCUCGAGUCCCGGGAAUCCGCCGAGCGCGCCCGUUUCAACACCUACGAUUGGCACGAAUGACUUGGACAAUCACAGUCCGAGUCCUCCUUCUUACCGUAGUAGAACCAAGGAACCACCCGACACCGAUUACGCCGACAGUUCUGGCUAUCCUAAUUCGGAAUAUAUGACAGGUUCGACGAAUCACAAUCAUUAUCUGUCAUCGUCGCCGUUCGCGUCGCACAACAUCAACGGUGUAGCUCAUGAGGACAGCGCUUAUUAUAGUCCGGAUUUAUUCUAUCAAUACAAUGAUCUCCAUCAAGAUCCCGUAAACGCUCUACAACAUCAACAUGAGGCGCAUCAUCAGCAUCUUUUACACCACGCCACCUCCUUGACUAUCCAACAACAGAGUUCGCAGAAUAAUCAGCAGAAACGACAGCACCCUCAACAUCUGCUGCACCAAGCAAACCCUUUGACGUCUCUUGAACAGCAACAACAACACAGCCCCCAAAGCGGUCAGCAGAAACGACCUUACUCAACAUCCUCGAGUUCCUGCGGCAGCACCGAUGGUUUGGACGUGCACUUGACGAAUUCUCUGCUACCAUCCGGAUAUCAUUCGUCGCAUCACCAUCAUCACAUGCCACCGGAUUCGACAUCAUCAACGACAUUAAACGAGGCAGGUGGCGUUAUCAUGUAUCCAACCUGCGGUUUCAACAAUAAUGAAAGCUACAAUGCCGCGACGCUUCAACAUCACGAAGGCUACCAGCAAGGUCACUCUUGUGGUCAACCUCACCACAGCAAUGGCAAUGCAACGAUAAAGCAUCCUCAUCAUCAUCCCCUGGAGACUUCAUCGACCGGCUACACAAGUGUUAUCGUUGAUUCCCAGCAAUACAGUCCUAGCACUGUUUCCCAGGAAUUACAUGCGCAUCAAACGGCAUCAGUCAGUAGCGGCACUCCACCAUCAUUGCAUCAUCAGCCUCAUUAUGAAACACAUCAUCAGUUUGUUCACUGACAUCAAUUCGAGGUGCCUUGCACGUAGCAUUUCGACGCCGCUUGCGAUGACGGCGCGUGCGGGCAUCAUCAUCAUCAUCGUCAUCAUCAUCAUCACCAUCAUCAGCAGCGUCAUUGCGCAGAGACUGAAAGCAAUGGAGAGCAAUAUUCUGAUCAUCAGACGAAUAGCGAUUCUUACAAUUCUUCAGGUCCUCACGUCACUUACGUCAUGCCCUACAAACGACUCUGGAAGAUGGAGGAAAAAAACAUCUCAACAUUGAAAGAUGCUUCAUAAAAUUCGUAGUGGAAAAAAAUUACGAAAAAACGGCCAAUUCUAUUUAUGGAUUAAGCUUCAAGAAACAUGUAACCAGUCCUGCUUAUAAUCCUACGUGGCACGUUUUUCUUUUACUCAUAUUAUCAUCUCGUAAUAAAAUAGCAAUAUCAACGACAGAAAUGCCGAUCGAAACAAUCUCUUUGAUUCCAAUAUUUUUUAUCAGCUGUGAUAAAUACUAUUAAAAAUAUUAUUAAAUUAGAAACAUAAUGAUGAAUAUAUCUAUUAUCAUUUUUUUAAUAACUAAAUCUAAAGAUGACAAUUUGAAAAACUACGAAAGCUUGAUGGGAUCAAUAUGAUUGCAAUAUACGAUAAAUAACGAUAACGUAAAGUGCAACUGACGAUUCUAAUAACAUUUUCGAAACAAUAGAUAAUGCAGUUUGAUCAGUGAUGAUCACAAUAGGGGAAAUGGCUACUUCAAUGCUGUAAUCACUAUUAAACGCGUGUAUGCUAAUUGAAUGAUCGCGGUAUCAAAAAUUAGCGCAAACGACACUUUGAUUGAUGAUGAUUUUACGCAUCAUAAAAAAUAUUAUACAAGUAAAUAAACUUGUAGAUUUUUAUAUAUAAAUAUGUAUCAUAUAUCUCGAGAUGUGACAGUAAUUAUUAGUUUUUCAUAUAUUUUAACUUAAACAACGAUUUAAUGCGUGAUUUAAUGUAUUUACAUUAUAUAAGUUUUAUAUAACUUAAAAUAUCGAUUUAAAAUAUCGCGCGUGAUGUCUCCUUUUCAUUUUCAGCCGUGCGAUAUGGCAAACUUUUGACUCAAAUAUUAUGAUCAGAUGGCAACAUAUAAUAAUACGUCAAUCUCUAACGCACGAUCAGAAAUUAGUCAUAUCGCAGGAUCGAAAAUGAAACGGAAGACAUCGCCCGCGAUAUUUUAAGCCGAUAAAACUCGUAUAAAAUUUAUAUAAUAUGUAAAGUAUUUACAUUAAAUCAUACAUCGUUUUAAACAGCGCUACAACUUUUAUUGUGUCGAAAUAUUGUUAUAAAAAUAUUAUGCAUACCUCUCCGUUUAUUAAUAUAGAUAGCUUUUAUCAGUAACUACUAUUCUCACAAUACAAUUCAGUUGGAAUCAUUUAAUUUGAUAUAUAUCUACUAUGAUUUAUCUCUUUUAACGUAAAAGGGGUAGCCACUUUUGGUGGUACACCCUAUAUGUAUAUUUCACAACCAAUACUGGUCAUUGCAAACGUUAUAACGAAAGUUAUUAAGAAUGUUAUACGCGCUGGACGCGUUUUCUGAAAACUUUCUGCACGAAGUAAUUUAAGGGAGAAUAUCUCCUGGAUGGUACAUAUUAAUUAAUAUUUAAAAAAAAACAAUUAAAUUUAAAAAUGAUAUAUGAAAAGUUGAAAGUAUGAGAAAGAUUGAAAUAACUUGUGCGAUAUAAAGACUUCAAAAUAAUAUUUAAAUUUUUACAGACUUCUUAUGCUUGUUGGCACUGAAAAUAUCGUGAAAUAAAAUAAAAGAAUUUUAUAUAAAAAUUCAUUAGAAAUUCUAAAUAAAUUUUUAUUUUAAUUUUUAUUUUUUAUGUAUAUUCAAGAUUUUUUUGCACAAUUAAGAUUGAAUUUCAGACAUAUAUAAUUCCAUAAAUUUUAAUAAAUGUAAACUGGAUCAUUUUUAUGCUUUUUGAUCUGGAGCGUUAAAACCUGGUGUUCUAGUGUUAAAAAAUAUGCUAAUGUAAAGUUACUGGCAUUGUUGCUGUACAUAUACCAUUAAUGCGAGAUCUUUCUUCUCGAACGUAACAUAAUGUAAAUACUAUGUGUACGUAUAAAAAAUUGUCCUAUAUAAUGAUAUAUAUAUAAAAUUAAGAUACAUAUAAAAAUACACACAAAAUGUAUAUAAUAGCAUUUAUAUUGAUUCGUGAAGACUGACCGGUGCUUGUGCCAAUCGACCAAAGAAACACGUUCUUUUUGUCGGAAAAUUAGUAUCAUUAUAUUUAUAUAUUAUAUGCUUAUUUAAUAAUAACGAGUGUCUAAUAUAGAUAAAAAAAUGAGUAUAUGAUCGUUGUAAAUAUAAAUAAGUAGUGCAAGACUUAGUAUUCUUUGAUCGUCACGAGAUAUUUUAUUACGAAAGAUUUCUAGAUCGUUGCACAUAUAUAAAUCGAUACACGUAUAGAAUCGGUGUCAAAAUGAAUAUUCAAUAUUUUCUUAGUGACUCAAGCUCCGAAAAUCACUAAAGAAAAAGUGUCUCAAAGUCUCGCCAUUUUGACGCCGGUUAUAUGCACACAUGGCACAAGUCAGAUUAAUUUAUAUCGUAUAUGUAAAGUGUGAGAUUUUCGUAGCGAGAGAAUCACGGCAAAGCGUGUCUGCGUCAAGUCCUGUAAAUAUGUAAAACUAUAGCGCGCAUUGCAAACCUAUAUAUACAAAAAAAAAAAAAUAUAUCAUAUUUUCCUCUGAUACAAAAUAUAGUAUUUU